Messenger RNA from Delphinapterus leucas (beluga whale), 2632 nucleotides. It is a transcript of the gene RAVER2, whose product is annotated as ribonucleoprotein, PTB binding 2. NCBI's taxonomy places the organism in Eukaryota, Metazoa, Chordata, Mammalia, Artiodactyla, Monodontidae. Gene Ontology annotation, cellular component: nucleus. Gene Ontology annotation, molecular function: mRNA binding. The record is from RefSeq and is a predicted model, not a curated record.
CCUCUUCCCGCCCGCCGGCUGCUGGCUGCGGCGCCGCCUCCCUCCCCCUCCCCCCACCCGCUCCACGGCCUCGGCCCGCCUCGCCCCCGCCCGGGCCUCCUCGGGCUCUCUCUCUCCCUUCCCCUCGAGCCUCCGAGGAACCCGCAGCCGCGGGGCGCCCGGGAAGAUGGCGGCGGCGGCAGCGGGAGCCGGCGGCGAGGGGGGCGCGGGCCUGGGCGGCGCGGCGGGGCCCGAGCCAGAGUCGGGGCCGCGCGGGCCGGACCCCUCCGCCGAGGCGCGCAACGACGCCCGGGGCCCGGCGCCCGCCGCGCUGCACCCGGAGGAGGUCGCCGCGCGGCUGCAGCGGAUGCGCCGGGAGCUGAGCAACCGCAGGAAAAUCCUGGUGAAAAACCUGCCCCAGGACAGCAACUGCCAGGAAGUUCAUGAUUUAUUACAAGACUAUGAGUUAAAGUAUUGUUAUGUGGACAGAAAUAAGCGAACAGCUUUUGUUACAUUAUUGAAUGGAGAACAAGCCCAGAAUGCAAUUCAGAUGUUUCAUCAACAUUCAUUUCGAGGAAAAGACUUAAUAGUCCAGCUCCAGCCAACAGAUGCUUUGCUAUGUGUUACCAACUUGCCCACUUCUUUUACGUUAGAAGAGUUUGAAGAACUUGUUCGUGCUUAUGGAAAUGUCGAGAGAUGUUUUCUGGUCUACAGUGAAGUUACUGGCCAUUCCAAAGGCUAUGGAUUUGUGGAAUACAUGAAAAAGGACUUUGCUGCAAAGGCUAGAUUGGAGCUAUUGGGUAAACAGUUGGGAGCAUCAGCUGUCUUUGCACAGUGGAUGGAUGUUAAUCUCUUGGCCGCAGAGCUCAUUCAUUCUAAGUGCCUUUGUAUAGAUAAACUCCCUAGUGACUACAGGGAUUCAGAGGAGCUGUUGCAGUUCUUUUCCAGUAUCCAUAAACCUGUGUUUUGCCAGCUUGUGCAGGAUGAAGGUAGUCGCGUCGGUGGCUUUGCGGUGGUUGAAUACAGCACUGCGGAGCACGCCGAAGAGGUUCAACAAACAGCUGAUGGUAUGACCAUCAAGGGAAGCAAAGUUCAAGUUUCCUUCUGUGCCCCGGGAGCACCAGGGCGAAGUACAUUAGCGGCAUUGAUAGCAGCUCAACGCGUGAUGCACAGUAAUCAAAAGGGCUUACUUCCAGAGCCAAAUCCAGUGCAAAUUAUGAAAAGUUUAAACAACCCUGCCAUGUUACAAGUUCUUCUACAACCCCAGCUCUGCGGGCGAACUGUUAAACCAGCAGUCCUUGGAACACCUCACAGCUUGCCACAUCUGAUGAAUCCAUCCAUCUCCCCUGCAUUUUUACAUUUGAAUAAAGCACAUCAGAGCUCACUUAUGGGUAAUACUUCUAAUUUAUUUCUUCAGAAUCUUUCUCAUGUACCACUGGCACAGCAACAAUUAAUGAAGUUUGAGAAUAUUCAUACUAAUAAUAAACCAGGCUUACUUGGAGAACCCCCAGCUAUGGUGCUUCAAGCUGCAGUAGGGAUAGGGUCACCGCUUCCAUUGAAAACAGAGUUGGGCCAUCUUGGAGAAGCACAUAAAACAUCUAAUUUGAUUCCACCUCAAACAACUAUAACAGCUGGCAUGGGCAUGUUACCAUUCCUUCCAAAUCAGCACAUUGCUGGACAAGCUGGGCCAGGGCACGGGAACACUCAGGAGAAACAGCCAGCCUUGGUGGGGAUGGCAGAAGGAAAUUUCUCAGGGUCACAGGCUUAUCUUCAGAGCUUUCCAAACCUUACAGCUGGAGGCUUGCUCACGGGACAUCAUAAACAACAACAAAGUCAGCCAAAAGGCCUGGAGAUAAGUUCAGGGGCUGCCUCUAAGAAUCAGACUUCACUCUUGGGAGAACCACCGAAAGAAAUUCGGCUCAGUAAAAAUCCAUACUUGAACUUAGCAAGUGUGUUGCCCAGUGUGUGCUUAUCAUCCCCUGCAAGUAAAAUCACUCUACAGAAGACUGGAAUUGCAAGCAACAUUCUGGAUGCAAUCUCUCAGGGAAAUGAAUCGCAACACACGUUGGAGACGUGCAUUGCUUACUCUCAACCUUUUGGUGAUUAUGCACAGGUGUCAUCUUUAAGAAAUGAAAAGCGAGGCUCAUCAUAUCUCGUCUCUGCCCCAGAAGGUGGUUCAGUGGAAUUUGUUGACCAGCAUUCUCAGGGCACAGGAGCAUAUUACAUGGAAACCUACUUAAAAAAGAAGCGAGUGUACUGAGUUAAGUUCUCUCCUUACAAACUCAAGGUUCUUUGCAGUAUCUCUGCUGUUCAUUGCUGCCUUAACUACAUUCAAACUAGCCAUAUCCUUUAAAUACGGGUUUGUAAUUUCCCAGAAGGAACUGUGUUGUGCAGCAGGCAGAAUUGCCAAAUUAAAAAAAUAAGUAGCAGUAAGAAGAGACAUCAAUUGAGGACAUAUUCCGCUAGAAUUAGAUGCAUCUUAAUCAAUGUGAUAUUAACUUACAGUCCAUUGGAGAAAUUAACAUGUUCCAAUAUUCCUUGUUUAGGACUGGGAAUAAUUUUGACACCACAUAUAAAAGUUUGAAGCAAUAAAUGGGAAACAUUCUUGUUUCCUGGGCCUUAGAAUAAAUUUCUUUUUUUUUUUUUUGAUUUU